AAAUUAUAUUUUGUGCAAAUUUCAAAAUAUAUUUUAUGAGAAAAAAAAAAAAAAUGUGGAAUUUAAUGAACGUUAAGGAAAUUUUGUCAAUAAUUAAUGCGAAUAAAAUGUAAUGGUUACCGAAAGUAUUAUGUUGUGUGAUUUUUUUUUUUGUUAAACAGGUUAAGGCGACUAAUAAUAAUAAUCAUAAUAAUAAUAAUAAUACCAACAACAAGAGCCACAAAUCAAAAAGAGCAACCGUUCGUUUCCUAUAACCAGUUCUAAUUGAGAAAGUGUAACUUUUUAUUUUGUACAACGCUAACAACAUCAUCCAUUAUAGGGAAGAUAUGUUAAAAAAAAAAAAGAAAAAAAAGUGAAAUAUAUUUAUGAAAAAAUUAAAGAGAAAAAUUAAAAUAAUUUAAUGGUGUAUAGUUGAGAAAUAAAUAAAUUUUUUUACUUAAAUAUCGAUGCAUAUAUAUCUACUUGCGUUUGUGUUAAUGCGUAUGUGGAUGUGCUCACUCAAGUUUGUAAAUAUAUGUUAAUGGUUUCUUGUUUCAAAAUCGAUGUUUUGAAAGCCAAAUAAGCAACAGCAACAGCAACAAUAGCGCGACAACAAUAAGAAAAACAACAGAGACAACCGACAGUAAAACGAAAUUGAAAAUAAUGCAUAAGAAACGAACGACAGCGAAUUCGUCAUCAUUAACAGCAAUACCAUCACUAUACAGUCAAAGUUGUGGUUGCCGCCAUUGUCAUUAACAGAAUUAGUAGACAUUACAAACCAGCAGCAACAACGAAACCAGUAACGGCUCAGAGAAUAUAGCAAAAAAAAAUAAAAAUAAAAAUAAAGAAAAGAAAAAACAUAAAACAAAAAAACACAUUAACACGAUCAUCAACAAACUGAAACAACUACCACAACAAUAGCACCAACAUCGGCAUUAACACGAUCAACAUCUUCAGCACCAUGUCUACAACCAGUGAUGAUGCAUCACCAAUAGAACAAGAACAACAACAAUAUAUAUUUAACUUACAUAAAAUAGCAACAACAACACCAACAAUAACAGCAACGACAACAAGAUCAUCACUGUCAUUAGCAUCAAGACUAACCCGUAGGCCUCAAAACAAUAGAUCGUUAUGCCGCUCAUACCUCUGGCCAAAAGCGCCUAAAGCGGUUGCGGCUAUUAUUCAAUGGAUAUUAUUAUUGUUAUUAAUUUAUUUUACAACAGAUAUUACUUGUGUAAGCGCUACCUCCAAAGAAGCAUAUUUUAAUGGCUCAGCAUAUUUGCGUUUAUUAUCUCCUAUGCCCAUAUGGGAUCACUCAGCAAUUAGUUUUCGUUCCUGUCGCGGUGGCGAAAUUUUGGCUCAACAAUAUAAUAAAAAUUCAAUUGUAAUCUCUGUGCUCAAUGAUUUCUUGCAAAUCUCCUUAGCGGGACCGGCCGUUAUUGGACCCAAUAAUCGCGUCGACGUUAAAUACUCCUAUCAUUUAUUAGAUAAUCGCUGGCACACAUUGCAGUUCAAAUAUGAAUAUGGAAAUUUACUUUUGUAUAUCGAUCGUGAAGCUCGCAUAUUUGCUAACUCCACUUUUAAUAGUCAAUUUUUAACUAACAAGGACAUAGGGAAUGAGGCAGCUAUUCUAAUUUUGGGUAAUUCGUUUACUGGUUGCCUGCAAGAUGGUCCGGGCUUACAAUUCUUUAACGAUUCAAUGACUGUACAGAAUGCUGUGUUCGGCCCUUGUCCUUUAAGUCAUAACCCUUGCAGUGAUCAUGAUACUCCAUUCCGUAAUCAGGAUUAUUGUUUUAAUGAUCCUUGUAUGGGCCACGGCGCUUGUAUAUCUCAACCGGAUCGCUACGAGUGCCGGUGUACUGCCCGCUAUUCUGGUAAUAAUUGUCAAAAAGACGACGGACCUCCCUGUGAUCGUAAUCCUUGUUCAAACAGUGGCACUUGUUAUGAGGAUAGUCGCGGUGACUAUCAAUGCCUUUGUUCGCCCAAUUUUACGGGCAAACAUUGUGAGACUGAGAUAAAUGUUAAUCCGCUAUGUCAAGUAAGCCCUUGUCAAAAUGGUGGCGCAUGCGUGGUAGCACCCGGUACUUCAACAAUUGAAUGUGAAUGUGCGAAGGGUUAUGCAGGUGCACGUUGUGAAGUCGAUAAAGACGAUUGUGCCUCACAGCCUUGUCAGAAUAAUGGUAAAUGUGUGGAUCGAGUUAAUAGUUUUGUAUGCGAUUGUACGGGCACCGGGUUCACCGGUCCCUUUUGUCAAACUAAUGUCGAUGAAUGCGAUGAAAACAAACCAUGUCACAACCUCGGACGUUGUUUCGACACUUAUGGCUGGUUUAUAUGUCAAUGUCUAGAUGGUUGGGGCGGCGAAUUGUGUGACAAACCUAUCAGUUGUCAAACUCAACAAUGCUUAAACGGUGGCACUUGUCAAGAUAAAUCCAUUGGUUUUCAAUGUAUCUGUCCCCCGGAGUAUUCGGGCGAGUUAUGCCAGCAAGGACCACCGCCUUGCCCUCAAUGCCCAAUCGACUCUGAGUGUAUAAAUGGAAAAUGCGUCUGCAAACCGGGCACUGCAGGCCCAAUUGGUCAUUGUGUACCAACAACACCGACCACAGAUCUACCAGCGUUACCAAGUAAUAAUCCUACAACUCCUACAUUACUAGUAAACAAUGUACCGCAAUAUCGUUCGGCUCAAUUGAAUGCAUGCUCUUCCGAUAAUUGCUUAAAUGGUGGCACUUGCCAGGGAUUUGAUACCAAUUAUACAUGUAUUUGUGCUAGCGGAUAUCAAGGUUUCAAUUGUGAACUACCUUCUUUGGAGGGUACUGUCAGCGUUCCCCCUGGCAGUUGCAAGUGCUUGAACGGCGGCACAUGCUCAUUAAAUGGCACUCAUUGCUAUUGCCCGUCAGGAUAUUUGGGAGAUCGUUGCGAAAAAUUGGAACCUUGCACUGCGAACAAUUGUCAAGAUCCUAUGGUAUGCUCUCAAAAUAAAUGUGUGUGUCCCGAGAAUAAAUUAUGUACGAGUUGCGCACAACAACCAUGUAGAAAUGGUGGCGCCUGCUAUGACUUACCUAAUGGUGACUACGAAUGCAAAUGUACGAGUAGCUGGACGGGACGCAAUUGCAUGAAGGAUGUCGACGAAUGUUUAACUUCACCGAAAAUAUGCGGUAAUGGUAUUUGCAAAAACGAAGAAGGCUCGUAUAAAUGUUACUGCACGCCAGGCUUCACGGGCAUACACUGUGAUUCCGAUGUCGAUGAGUGUUUAAGUCAUCCUUGUCAAAAUGGAGCUACUUGCAAUAAUAAGCUGUUUUUCUUUAAAUACGGAAAGCAUCGGAUUUUAAGACAAAUCAACGCUUAUGAAUGCGUUUGUCUACCCGGUUAUACGGGAAUUAACUGUGAGAUAGACAUCAAUGAGUGCUCCAGCAACCCAUGCACGCCUGGUUCGAAAUGCAUUGAUUUAAUUAAUAACUUCACAUGCUCUUGCAUACCGGGCAUGACAGGACGUUUUUGCGAAAUUAACAUUGAUGACUGCUUUGAUAAGCCUUGCCAACAUGGCGGAAAAUGUAUCGAUGAAUUGGGUGGAUAUCAUUGCAAUUGCACGGGAACUGGUUAUGAAGGACUUAAUUGCAGUUCAAAUAUUGAUGAAUGCGCCACAAAUCAAUGUCAGAAUGGUGCUGAGUGUAUUGAUAAAGUUAACGAUUACUUCUGCAAAUGCCAUCCCGGCUUUCGGGGUAAAAAUUGUGAAAUUGAUAUCAACGAAUGUGAAAGUAACCCGUGCUUAUACAACGGCAACUGUUUGCAGAGGUCCAAUACUACCCUGUACUCUUUGAGUCAAAGCAUGAAUUUGCCUGCCGUCUUCAGCUAUCCGUUCAGUUUUGAAAAUGCUAGUGGGCACGAAUGUGUUUGUGUGCCCGGUGUAAUUGGCAAGAAUUGUGAAAUCAACAUCAACGAAUGUGAAAGUAGUCCUUGCAGCAAACAUGGUACUUGCAAUGAUGGUAUCGGUUCGUACACUUGUGAAUGUGAACCGGGUUUUGAGGGCUUCCAUUGUGAGAUCAAUAUUGAUGAGUGCGAACGUUAUCAGCCUUGUGGAGACCAUGGCACUUGCAUCGAUCAGACAAAUGAUUAUGAGUGCGAUUGUGAUAUGCUAUAUGGUGGCAAAAAUUGUUCAGUGCUUCUAACGGGCUGUUCCGAAGGACCUUGUGCAAACAAUGGCACAUGUAAACCGUAUUUAGUGAAUGAAACUGAACACCUCUAUAAUUGCUCUUGCCAGCAUGGUUUUCAAGGUGAAACAUGUGAGAAGACAACUACGAUCUCGAUGGUAGUUAGUAGCUUAAUUACCGUUAAAACUCAGCGGGAGGAAGGCUAUGAUAUAAAUUUACAUUUUCGUACAACUUUACCAAAUGGUGUAUUAGCGUUUGGAACAUCAGGUGGACAAAAUGAGCCCGUCAGCUACAUUUUGGAACUAAUUAAUGGACGACUGAACUUACAUUCAUCACUGCUUAACAAAUGGGAAGGAGUUUUCAUUGGUUCAAAUUUGAAUGAUAGCAAUUGGCAUAAAGUGUUCGUAGCCAUUAAUACGUCACAUUUAGUUUUAUCGGCAAAUGACGAGCAAGCUAUAUUUCCGGUAGGAUCCUACGAGACUUCUAACGGCAGCCAGCAGCCUUCAUUUCCCCUAACCUAUUUAGGCGGUACGAUACCUAACCUGAAAUCAUAUCUGAGACACUUGACUCAUCGUCCCUCUAGUUUCGUCGGCUGUAUGCAGGACAUUGUAGUAAACGGGAAAUGGAUUUUCCCUGAAGAACAAGUUUACGAUCAAAACACCAAUUUAACUCAUAUUCAAAGUGGUUGUCCUCGCACUGAACAAUGCGAUCCGAAUCCUUGCCAUGAAAACGGCAAAUGUACUGACUUGUGGCAUACUUUCGCCUGCACAUGUCAGCGUCCGCAUUUCGGUCAUACGUGCAAAUAUAAUAUAACUGCAGCCACUUUCGGUCAUGAAAACACAUCGCACUCAGCCGUAGUUGUAGAGACCAAUGACAGCGCUCGUCGUGCCAUACGUUCUAUUUUAGAUAUAUCAAUGUUUAUACGUACACGGCAACCUACCGGUCAAGUUUUCUAUUUGGGCAGUGAUCCCCGCAAAGCUGCUUCCAAAGGAGCAGAUUUUGGCAGCUCUUACGUCGCCGCUAAGUUGAAAGGUGGUGAACUAUUAGUUAAAAUGCAAUUCAAUGGGACUCCUGAGGCUUAUACAGUGGGCGGUAAUAAACUGGACAAUGGCUACAAUCAUCUAAUUGAAGUAGUGCGCAAUCAAACAUUGGUGCAGGUGAAACUCAAUGGGACCGAGUACUUCCGCAAAACUCUGUCUUCGACAGGUUUACUGGACGCACAGGUUCUAUAUUUGGGUGGUCCCGCACCUACUGUCACAGCGGCUGCCGAUAGCAUUGCAACUACUUUGCCAGUUAGUGAAUUAAGUACAGAAUAUGCUCCGGUGAAACCAGAAGACUAUUUCAAAGGCAUCAUACAAGAUGUUAAAGUUAGUAAUGGUUCGCAUACUAUGAUUGUGGAAUUAUAUCCUCUUGAAGAAGAGGAUUUAGCCUUACCGCCACCAUUUGGCAUUAUUACAAUCGAUCGUUCCUCUGUUUUGAAAGGUGAGGUUUCAGAUGAUUUGUGUCGUAAAAAUCCCUGCAGGCACCACGCCAAUUGUAGCAAUACAUGGAACGACUACAUAUGUAAAUGUCCUAAUGGUUACAAGGGGAAAGACUGCCAGGAAAUUGAAUUCUGUCAAUUGGUUAAUUGCCCGGGUGACAGCCGUUGCGAGAAUUUGGAUGAUGGUUAUGAAUGUUUGACAAACAUAACAUUUAGAGGAAAUGAAAAGUCACCCUUAGCGUUUAUUUUCCAACCUGAACAACCCAAUGAGGAAUUUAAACCCAAGCUAAAGCCAAUGAUUGAAAUUGCUUAUCGAACACGAGCUGGCGGUACUUUAUUAUAUAUAGAAAGCCAAGAGAGUUUCUUUGAAAUUGGGGUUAAUCAGGGCCAAGUGACGGUUAUAUGGAAAUUAAAUCAAGAUCCUUUAGGAGAUACCAAACGCUUCAGCAAAGAUAAUUGGGAUGGAAAAGACUGGAGUCAUAUAUUUUUAAGAGCCCAAAGUGGUAAAUUAGAGGGAGGUUGGAAGGGUUGGGAAAGUAUGGUUGAUCCUUCCCCAGCCUUUUCAGCAGAUAUUGAUUUGAACGCCUUCCAAGAUUUGUUGUCGAGUGGAGCUCAAGUAUAUUUAGGUGGCAUGCCUAACGAUAGCCAUCAACUUAGGGGAAGUUUGUACUCCCAACAAGGCUCGCAAUUUAAGGGAUGCCUAGGUCAAGCAAGAGUUGGAGAUCUUUUGCUACCGUAUUUUAGUAACGAAGAAAUGUAUCCACGCAUUAAAAAUGUUUCUGGUCAACCUAAGCUACAAUUUCAUUUGAAUUCAAUUCGUCCUGAAGAAGGCUGUACAUUGUGCUUCCUAAAUGACUGCAAAAAUGGAGGAUAUUGCCGUGAACCUUCGGCUGAUUAUGCCUGCACUUGUCAAUCAGGUUACGAUGGCGACGACUGUUCUAAUGAUAUCGAUGAAUGUUUGACAGCCGAGUGUCUCAACAACUCGACCUGCAUAGACAAAGUUGCAGACUUCUUAUGCAAAUGUUUACCGGGCUACGACGGGCGUUACUGCGAACACGAUAUCGAUGAGUGCGCGUCUGAACCUUGCCAUAAUGGUGGCAAUUGCACGGAUUUAGUGGCCGCUUAUCAUUGUGAUUGCACUGAAGAUUAUGCAGGACCGCAAUGUGAUAUUUUAAAACAAGUUACAUGUGAGAAUCAACCCUGUCGAGGCGGUUCUUCUUGUAAGGAUGGAAUGAACUCAAUGACUGGAAAUAAUUUCACUUGUUCUUGCGUGGACGGCUAUGAGGGUCCCCUUUGCGAGACGGCGUUUUGUGAAAUUACCCCAUGUUUAAACAGUGGCUUAUGCAUUGUUAAUGAAUCAACGGUUCCAAUGUGCCAAUGCAGUUUGGGUUAUGCUGGUCAUUUAUGCGAACGCGACAUAAAUGAAUGCGAAUCAAAUCCUUGCCUGCACGAUGGCCAAUGCCACAAUUUGGUGGGAGGCUAUGAAUGCAAUUGCACCGGUACCGGUUUUGAGGGGUUAAAUUGCGAAAUUGAUAUCGAUGAGUGUGCGACGGGUGUAGAAUAUUGUGGAGGUUUGGGCCGUUGCAUUAAUCAGCCAGGUUCCUUUAAAUGCAUAUGCCAGGAUGCGUUCUGUGGCGCCUAUUGUAAUUCGACUGAUCCCUGCAAACAGCCAGGUGUACAGUUAUGUAUGAACGGUGGUGUGUGUAUAGAAAAUUGCAGCGAGGAAGCCGAUUAUUAUUGCAAUUGUACCGAUGGUUUUACAGGCAAAAAUUGCACGGUAGUAAUGAGCUCUAAAGAAGAACCUAGUCCUGCAGAUAUUGCAAUUAUUGUGGUACCGGUCGUAGUCGUCUUGUUAAUGGUGAUGGCCGCUCUCUUGGCCACAUUUCUGGUAAUGGCUCGCAAUAAGCGAGCUACCCGUGGCACUUAUAGUCCAAGCGCCCAAGAGUAUUGUAAUCCCCGUUUAGAAAUGGAUAACGUUUUAAAACCUCCGCCAGAGGAAAGGCUCAUUUAGUCAAUAGGCAGACUAUUUAAUGAAUAUUUAUUAAAUUUUUUUUUUUUUAGAUGUUAAAAUUUUAAUAAUAAUAUCUUAUAUUUCACCCAUGUCCAUGUUAAGUUUCUAACUUAAACGUAAGUAUCUAGUUAAACGAAAUUCUAUAUUUUAAAAUUGUUAACUGUCUGUAAGAGAGUGUCUGUUUUUGUUUAGGUGCCAAUAUAUUUAUGAAAAAUAUUGCCACUUUCAAUUUACUACUCUUAGAAAACAAAUAAGGAAAUUAUGACUUAAUUUUUUUUUUUUAACUCUAUAUUAAAAUAUGUAUUAAUAAUUUCAGUAU
Molecule: messenger RNA, 7934 nt
Organism: Glossina fuscipes
Lineage: Eukaryota; Metazoa; Arthropoda; Insecta; Diptera; Glossinidae
Gene: crb
Product: protein crumbs
Exons: 15
Coding region: 941-7615 (2224 amino acids)
Biological process (GO): heterophilic cell-cell adhesion; establishment or maintenance of epithelial cell apical/basal polarity; Notch signaling pathway
Cellular component (GO): plasma membrane; protein-containing complex
Molecular function (GO): Notch binding; calcium ion binding
Source: RefSeq, a predicted model, not a curated record